Messenger RNA from Trifolium pratense (red clover), 3242 nucleotides. RefSeq names its product ATP-dependent DNA helicase Q-like SIM. Gene Ontology annotation, molecular function: nucleic acid binding; four-way junction helicase activity; 3'-5' DNA helicase activity. Gene Ontology annotation, biological process: double-strand break repair via homologous recombination. The record is from RefSeq and is a predicted model, not a curated record. Bases 204 to 2489 code for a protein of 761 amino acids. Lineage: Eukaryota; Viridiplantae; Streptophyta; Magnoliopsida; Fabales; Fabaceae. The transcript is spliced from 16 exons. Gene Ontology annotation, cellular component: cytoplasm; chromosome; nucleus.
GACUCUUGCGAUCCAACUCACCUAAGUUUUAACCUACGAAUAGAACCCCUGUUUUUUGUUUUUUGUUUUUUUUUUUUUAAAAAAAACCUAUUUUUCAAUUAAAAAACUACUCCUAUAUGGGAAGAAUAUAACCGAUUUGGCGGGAUUAUCACUUGAGAGAAUCAGAACAAUUGAAGAGUUCAUAGUUUCACAUCAGCAAUGCGAUGGAUUCCAACAACAAAUCCUCCGAUCAAGUAAUUUCAGAAAUGGUUGAAAUGGGUUUUGAGCAUUCCAAAAUUCUUGAAGCAAUUAAAGUAGUGGGUCUAUCGAUUCCAAGCAUUGUGGACCAUAUUUUCAAUACUAGUACUAGUAGUAGCAGUAGCAGUAAUCGUGAAUCAUCCACUACCCACAUCUCAAAAUCACUUCCAAGUAAUGGGAAAGCUCUCAAAAAACGAACUUUUUCAUCUUCUCUUCAAGUUCCAAAAUCGAAAACAAUCAACCAUUAUUUCCAAUCUAGUAGUAAAGUUAAUGAGAAAAACAAAAAUGUUGUUGUUGAUGUUAAUGAUGGUGGUGAUGAUGACGUGGAAGAGCAUAAGGAGUCUUUACCUCAAAUGGGAUUUGAUCUUGAUCCCGAUGUUGCAUCUGAUUGGGAGAUGAGAGCUAGCAUUCUGUUGCAAAAGCAUUUUGGUUUUUCUUCGUUGAAAAGUUUUCAGAAGGAAGCUUUGUCUGCUUGGAUUUCUCGUAGAGAUUGUCUUGUCCUGGCUGCUACUGGAUCUGGGAAAUCCCUGUGCUUUCAGAUUCCUGCAUUGUUAACUGGGAAAGUGGUGGUUGUGAUUUCGCCUUUAAUAAGUCUAAUGCAUGAUCAAUGCUUAAAGCUAACAAAACAUGGAAUCAGUGCUUGUUUUCUUGGCUCUGGGCAGCCUGAUAAUACUGUUGAAAAGAAAGCAAUGAGUGGCAUGUAUAGUAUAGUGUAUAUUUGCCCAGAGACAGUUCUAAGAUUGAUUCAACCUCUGCAAAAGCUUGCAGAAAGCCAUGGUAUUGCUUUGUUCGCAAUUGAUGAGGUACAUUGUGUUUCUAAAUGGGGCCAUGAUUUUCGUCCAGCUUACAGCCGACUGUCUGCAUUGAGGGAAAAUUUCACUACUGGCAAGCUAAAAUCCUUAAAAUUUGAUAUACCUGUAAUGGCAUUGACAGCUACAGCUACAAAGAGAGUUCGGGAAGACAUUUUAAAAUCGCUGCGUAUGUCAAAAGAUACAAGUGUUGUUCUCACAUCAUUUUUUCGACCUAAUUUACGGUUCAUGGUAAAGCAUAGUAGAACAUCAUGGGCUUCUUAUGAGAGCGAUUUUCAUGAAUUGAUUAAAGUAUAUGGUGGAAAUAAAAAAGCUUUCACCUCAGAUGAGGCAGAUGAUGUUUCCAAUUGCUCUGAUGCUUCUGAUACAGACAGUGUUUCUUCUGAUAAUGUGGAUGACAACCAAGAUGACUAUGAUGAAAGAGAUAUUAGUUCCAUGCACGCAAGAAACACCGGCAAUCAUAAAAAAAGAAGAAAAUUGACAAUUGAGUUCCUGGAAAAUGAUGUUGAUGUCUUUCAAAGUGCGGAUGACUUGGAUGUUACCUGCGGUGAAUUUUGUGUACAACCUCCUCCGAAGCAAUGUGAGUUAUCUGAGACAGUUGAUCCACCUGCAAAACCAGAAAAAAGACUCAAAAUGCUUAAGGAGCCUUUGGAACGAGGACCAACAAUUAUAUAUGUACCCACCAGAAAAGAUACAGUGAGAAUUGCAAAGUAUCUAUGCAAGUCUGGUGUGAAAGCUGCUGCUUACAAUGCCGGGCUGCCCAAGUUGCACCUAAGAAGGACUCAUAAAGAGUUUCAUGAAAAUACCUUAGAGGUUGUUGUUGCAACCAUAGCAUUUGGAAUGGGAAUUGACAAAUCGAAUGUUAGAAGAAUCAUCCACUAUGGUUGGCCGCAGAGUUUGGAAGCCUAUUAUCAAGAAGCUGGACGGGCUGGUCGAGAUGGGAAGUUAGCAGAUUGCAUUCUAUAUGCAAACCUAGCAAGGAAGCCGUCACUUUUGCCGAGUCGUAGAAGUGAAGAAAUGACUAAACUAGCAUAUAUCAUGUUGUCUGAUUGUUUCAGAUAUGGAAUGAAUACUUCAUGUUGUCGAGCAAAAACACUUGUAGAAUACUUCGGAGAGGAUUUCAGCCAUCAGAAAUGCCUCUUAUGUGAUGUGUGCACUAAUGGACCACCUCAAAGACAGAAUCUUAAAGAGGAGGCCUGUAUUUUACUGCAAACUAUAGGGGCCCAUAAUGCACAUAUAUAUUCCAUGGAUUCCUCAUAUAAUGAUGAUAUCCAUUUCAAUUCUAAGGAUAGAAGACUAGGAGAGAGGCCAAGUCUUAUGACGUUAGUUAGAAGUAUAAGGGAACAGUUUCAAAAGUUUUUAACCACUGAUAUAUUGUGGUGGAGAGGCCUUAGUCGAAUUUUGGAAGCUAAAGGAUAUAUCAGGGAAGGAGAUGAUAAGUGAUUCUACAAGGACAUAAUUUAACAUAAUGAUCUUUAUCUGCACGUAUUUGGUCUUGUUCCAUGCGCGUUGGUAAGUCAACUGCAAUUUGACCUCAAGUUUUCCACUGUACAAUUGCAGACAAAUGUUCAGAUAAAAUACCCUGAGCUAACAGAACUAGGUUUGGAAUUUGUGAAGUCCAUGAAUGAAGAAACUUUCUAUGUUUACCCUGAGGCAGAUAUGUUGCUUGAAACAAAAAUUGACAAACCAUUUUCCUCAUUCUCAGAAUGGGGAAAAGGUUGGGCUGAUCCUGAGAUCCGUCGCCAGCGCCUAGAAAGAAUGCAACAAGAUAGAAGUCCAACGAAGCGAAAGAGUCCCAGAAAGCAAAAAAAGAGGAGAGGUAAAAAAGUGAAACCUGAUUUGAGGACUUCCCGAGGUAGACUAACAGCAAAACUCACAAAACAUAAGUGACAUGCAACAUUUUUCUAUUCUUUUUAUUUAUUUGUGUUCCCACCUUGGUUUCAAACUAAUCAAAACACCCUCUUGCGCUAUCUUUGAAGCAACGGGUUAUGUUUUUAUUCUGUGAAUAUGUAAUUUACAUUGAAUGACAUUGCAUCUUAAUCAAGACAAAUACUUGAUGAUAAAAAAUAAAAAAAAAAAAAACCAUUGUAUGGCAGCUAGAUUGUGCUUCUUUGUUAAGUUUGAAUUUCUACUCUUGUAGAAGUAAAACUCUUAUGAGUUCGCGUUGAAUAAUUUAUCACAAUACCAAAAAUAACA